CUGCCACUUUCAUGUGUAUGAUGAAUGAUAUCUUCCGUGAUUUCUUAGACCGAUUUGUCAUUGUCUUUAUUGAUGACAUUUUGAUCUAUAGCAAAUCAUUGGAUGAGCAUGUUCAUCAUAUAAGACAGGUGCUGACUCGUCUGCGCCAGCACCGCCUUUUUGUCAAACAAAGCAAGUGUGAGUUUGCUCGGUCCUCGAUUCCUUUCUUGGGCCAUAUUAUCUCACACAAUCAGUUGUCCAUGGACCCUUCUAAGGUAAAAGCAGUCCAAGAUUGGAAGCCUCCAACUUCCAUCAAGGAACUGCAAGCCUUUCUUGGCCUCGCCAACUAUUAUCGAAAGUUCAUUCAACACUUUGCUAUCACUUCCCCCCUCUCUAACCUACUGCGUAAGACAGAAGGAUUCCACUGGGGACCAGACGAAGACAAAGCCUUUGAGCCAUCAAACAAGCCUUAACCUCUUCUCCUACUCUAGCCCUUCCCA
Messenger RNA from Closterium sp. NIES-67, 479 nucleotides. The record is from the annotation of a GenBank genome assembly. Lineage: Eukaryota; Viridiplantae; Streptophyta; Zygnematophyceae; Desmidiales; Closteriaceae.